CUGUUAAGGUGCUAGAUACACCUGGACCACCAGGACCAAUUACCUUCAAAGAUGUUACAAGAGGAGCUCUUACGUGGGAUGACCCAACCAAUGAUAGAGGAGCCCGUAUUCCUCAUUAUAUUGUUGAGAAGCGUGAAGCUAGUUGUCCAAGUUAGCAGGAAGUUAGUAUGAAAUGCACUCGUCAGAUCCUGAGAGUGAGUAACCAUGCAAUAACCUUGUUCAGAGUCAUUGCAGAAAACCAGUAUGGUCUAGGGAAACCCUAUGAAAUGACAGAUCCAGUCAUUGCCACUGAAGAACCUGCUCCACCCAAGAGACUGGAUGUCAUUGAUACCAUAAAUUCUACUGCCACCCUAGCCUGGUUAAAGCCUGAGCAUGAUGGUGGAAGUCGCAUCACUGGAUACAUAGUUGAAACUAAAGCAAAGGUCCGGAAGCGCUUGUAAGAAGUACUCGCAUCAGUACACCAGCACACGUGCUAUGGCCAUUAUCAAGGUCUGUGACAGAAAUGAUACCGGGAAGUACGUCCUGACUGUGAAGAAUGCCAGUGGAGUCAAAACGGUUGCUGUCGACGUUAAGGUCCUUGAUGCACCUGGACCUUGUACUGACACAAUCAAAAUCAGUCCAGUGACAGAGGAAAAAUGCACUGUAUCCUGGAAAAUACCACUGGAGGAUGGUGGAGACCCCGUCACUCACUACAUUGCUGAGAGACGCGAAACCAGCAGACUCAACUGGGUGGUAGCAGAAACUGAGUGCAAGACUCUCUCUUGUGUUAUUACCAGGCUGAUAAAGAACAAUGAAUACAUCUUCCGUGUCAGAGGUGUGAACAAAUAUGGGCCUGGUGUACCACUAGAAUCUGAGCCUGUUAUUGCCAGGAAUGCAUACACCAUCCCAUCACCUCCUGGGGCACCAGAAAUCACAGCUGUAGGCAAAGAACAUGCCAUUAUUGAAUGGCUGAAGCCUGAGAGUGAUGGUGGCAGCGAAAUCAAAAAUUACCUCGUGGACAAACGUGAAAAGAAGAGUGUCAGAUGGACCAGAGUAAAUAAAGACUACACCAUAUACGAUACAAGACUUAAGAUCGCUAGUCUUCUGGAAGGCAGCAAUUACCAGUUCCGUGUCGCAGCUGUGAAUGCAGCUGGAAACAGGCAGCCAAAUGAAGCAUCUGAACACCACAUCCAUUAUUUCAAGUGGAACUACUUCUACUUUAACUUCUCUUACUCUAUUGCAGACACUCCUGCUCCUCCCUCUGUUCCACGAGUGACAGAUACUACCAAGCACAGCAUUAGCCUAGCAUGGACAAGACCAAUGUAUGAUGGUGGAGCUGAUGUCGCUGGAUAUAUUCUUGAGAUGCUAGAGGAAAGAACAGAGCAGUGGUACAGAGCGCAUCACCUGGCCAUUAUUAUCUUAAGUCAUUCAAGUACUUCUUUGCAGAAGCAGUGCCACUUCUUGGAGGACUGCUUGGAUCUUGGCAAACUGCCUAGGAAGUAUUUGAAGGUGGAGGAGGUGGUGAAACAGCUGCUCACACCAGGAAAUAUGACCCUGCAACUGGUGAAGGCCAGCCUCAUCCUGGAAAGCUGA
Molecule: messenger RNA, 1572 nt
Organism: Megalops cyprinoides (Indo-Pacific tarpon)
Lineage: Eukaryota; Metazoa; Chordata; Actinopteri; Elopiformes; Megalopidae
Product: titin-like
Exons: 5
Coding region: 475-1572 (365 amino acids)
Molecular function (GO): protein binding
Source: RefSeq, a predicted model, not a curated record